Myripristis murdjan (pinecone soldierfish) is the source of this 1931-nucleotide messenger RNA. RefSeq names its product myelin protein zero-like 3 (gene mpzl3). The record is from RefSeq and is a predicted model, not a curated record. Gene Ontology annotation, cellular component: plasma membrane. The coding region runs from base 59 to 910 and encodes 283 amino acids. The transcript has 6 exons. NCBI's taxonomy places the organism in Eukaryota, Metazoa, Chordata, Actinopteri, Holocentriformes, Holocentridae.
CACUUCCUGGUACACCUGUUUGUCAAGUAGUCCCUAAUCCGUGCGGAGCAACUGAGUCAUGAGAAAAUAUGGACUGUAUAUUAUCGAUAGUUUAACGCAACCUGGGAGACUGUGUCGUGAACAUUUUUUUCGUGUACCAGUUUCCACCGCUAAAAUGAGCCGACCUCGCCAGAGGAACACUACCCUGAAUGUCGUUUUGUUGCUGUAUUUGGUCGUCUGUCUGGUCCCUUCCCCAGUCUCCUCCAUCACAGUGAGGUCGCCACCAGAGCUCCAUGCUUCCAAAGGGGACACCAUCACGUUGUCCUGCACUUUCACCUCAACCAGUCGGCCGACCAGUAAGAUGUCAGUCGACUGGUCCUACAGGCCGCAGAGCGGAGGGCCACCACAGACGUUCUUCCACUUCUCAUCACGGGCCUUCCUUCCGGAAGAGGGGCAGUUCAGGGGUCGGAUCCGGUGGCAGGGAAGUCCAGCGCGUGGCGAGGUUUCCAUCGCUCUGAUCAAUGCCACACUGAAUGAUAAUGGGACUUACACAUGCUCAGUCAGAAACCCGCCUGACGUCCAUGGGUCACCAACCUCACACACAGUACUCACAAUCACACCCCAGGUGGCCAGUGUUCGAUUUUCUGACGUGGCGGUCCUCCUUGCGUUCAUCCUCCUGCCCUCCGCUCUCAUUACCCUGAUUCUGAUUGGCCGAAUGUUCUGCCCCACGAAGCAGCACCGCCAAUCAAAGACCUACAGAUCGCCCAUAGAGGUCACCGAGGGAGAAGAGUACGGCGUCAAGAUGAUGAAGACCAAAGAAAAGAGGGCCACAUGCUGUGACCUAUAUAUGAUGGACUCAGACUAUGAGGACGAAUACGAAAUGCACAAGAGGCUUCCAAGGGAGGAAGGCUUUGCCGAGUCCCAGUGCUAGCGACCCCUGCUGGUCGGGAGAUGUAACAACAAUGUCUGGACCUGGUGCCUUUUGAAUGAGAGUUAUCAAAUGGACAGCAACUGUUGAAAACCCUCAGUGCUGGAUUCAAAUGAUCUCUUUUCUGUGACCCUCUAAUUACUCACCCUUCACUUUUUUUCCUCUGUGGAGGUAAAUGCAACAGACUUGCUGUUAGUGAUGCAAUGUUUUUUUUUUUUUUGUGGUGACUGAAACCCUUGGGAAAAUACUGUAUGAAUUGUAUUUUCAUAUCAAGACAAUCAUAAUUUUAUGUCACCAUCAUUACAUUUAGAGAAACACAUGCUUCAGGCCGUGAUUUGAAUCAUUUUUGCCUACAAAGUCCUAAAUUUCUCCGAGGCCCAGAUUUAUGGACAUGAGACAUUGUUCUCGGGACACUUUUUUUUUCAUCCGCAUCUUUACAGUCUCUCUUAUUUGUAUGUGUAGGCCUCACAGGACACAUAGAUGCCAUCAUACACACAGACAAGCACUAUACUUUUCAUGUAAAUGUGUCACUUUAGAAUUUCUAUUUGUGAAGGAGAUAUGCGUCAAGCAAGAUAUGUUUUGUCUAAUUUAUUACCUGCUUUUUAGAGGCUAUAUGAAAUUUGUCAAGUUUUUUGUGGAGCGGUAGUGGAAUAUUUUUGCCAUAUCCUUUAUGUUUUAACAUAAAGAUAUAAUAAUAAUUUGGAGUUUCAUUUGUUACAUCUAUGCAAUAUGGUUUAUACAGAAUCUUGUAUAUAUUUUGAUACAUGUUCAGUCCUCUGCAUGUUAGAGGUGCUUUGUCAUGAUUUCAGCAUAAGCAAGGAACUGUAAAGUACCCCACCUAUUUUUAUCCUCCUUUUGACAUUCAAGCUCCUCAUGCCUUUGGGUUGUUUGAGUUUUGAUGUUAUGAUCUUUUCUGGAUCUGGUUAUUUUAUGUAAUAUAUCUUGGAUGAGUCUUGGCUGUGGAUGUACAGCUUUCCUUUGAUGUUUCACAUUUUGCCCAAAUAAAUGGCUUGUUAAGAACUGA